AAAUGAAUUUUUUUAAGGGAGUUUGGUGGGGUGGUUUUUGCUCAGGGUCGCUAUAUAGCCCCCGGACGAGACAACCCACCAGCUGUUGCGGCUGUUUGAAGGAGAGAGAGAGCGACUUGUGACUGCGAUUCGUCGGAUUCAUCAGUGUACGAAUCCGUUUCGACCUUCUCUCAUUGCGGGUUAGUUAGCAGCCAUUGCUGUUGCUGUUGGGUGUCCUCCAUUUUCUGCGCGGCUCUGAUUGGCUCUCUGGGUCUACAAAUCGGUUGCUGCUGUCGCGCGGAAUUUGCCCGCCACAGCUGAUCAGAUUCUUUGUCACAUUUGUUGCCCCGUUUGCAGAUCUGGGUGACGCCCAAUUCGUCGAGUCCGGAGCUCUGCCUCUCUUUUCUUGGUUUCAUCUCAUGUCGAGCUUACUUGAUACUCCUUUGAGUUUGCUCUCAACAUUCUCAUCCUCACAUAUGUAUGGUUGACUAGGUCUAGCUUGUGAUCUCUUCAAAGAUACUUCGGCUUCAAUCUUCUGGAAGUGCUCCUAAAGGCUGCAUAUUUCCACAUUUUCAGAAGAAAUUUCUGUAGCACUUCAACUUGGAUUGAGCUGUGCGUGACUGUGGAAAUUCUUCCUAGGCUCUUUUAGAAAGGCUGGAUGGGUUCCAGGUUUCCUUCUCAUCAGCUAAGCAAUGGCCUAUAUGUGUCAGGCCGAAAAGAGCAGCCAAAGGAAAAGACUCCGACAAUGAGUUCGGUUGCCAUGCCCUAUACUGGGGGCGACAUAAAAAAAUCAGGUGAACUCGGUAAAAUGUUUGAUAUUACAGAUGGGUCUAAAUCGCGGAAAUCAGGGCCAAUUACCGGCGCUCCUUCGAGGACUGGAUCUUUUGGGGGCGCUGCGUCACACUCCGGCCCUAUCAUGCAUAAUGUUUCCAGUCGAGCAAGCUAUACCACAUCUGGCCCUGUAACUUCUGGUCAGAUACCUAGUUCUGCUUCAUUGAAGAAGACAAAUUCCGGUCCUCUGAAUAAACAUGGGGAGCCUAUAAAAAAGUCAUCUGGUCCUCAAGCUGGGGGAGUCACGCGUCAAAACUCUGGUCCUAUUCCUCCUAAUCUUCCAACAACAGGUCUGAUCACAUCUGGACCUAUUUCUUCGGGGCCAUUAAAUUCAUCUGGAGCCCCUCGAAAAGUAUCUGGUCCAUUGGACUCUGUUGGAUCAGUAAAACUUCAGAGUUCUGUUGCUCAUCUUCAAUCCGUAACCACUCUAAGCCAAGAGGAUGAAUCUUCUUUCAUGAGGACCCUGCCAAAGUCAAUUAUGUGGUCAGUGAUUCUAAUAUUUGUGAUGGGAUUCAUUGCCGGUGGGUUUAUUCUUGGAGCCGUCCACAAUCCCAUUCUUCUGAUCGUAGUCGUGGUCCUCUUUGCCUUGGUGGCUACAAUGUUCACUUGGAAUACUUGCUGGGCAAGAAAAGCUAUCACAGGAUACAUUGCACAAUAUCCUGACAGUGAUCUCAGAACCGCGAAAAAUGGUCAAUACGUGAAAGUCUCCGGGGUUAUUACAUGUGGUAAUGUGCCUCUUCAGUCAUCUUUCAAUAAAGUUCCUAGAUGUGUCUAUACAUCUACGGCUCUGUAUGAGUAUAGAGGUUGGGAUUCUAAGGCAGCCAAUCCUACACAUCGUCGUUUUACAUGGGGACUUAGAUCAGCAGAAAGGCAUGUCGUGGAUUUCUACAUCUCGGAUUUUCAGUCUGGACUGAGAGCUCUAGUUAAAACUGGCUAUGGUGCACGGGUUACUCCUUAUGUCGACGACUCCAGUGUCAUUGACAUCAAUCCAUCAAACAAGGAUAUGUCUCGCGAGUUCCUCAGGUGGUUGGGGGAGAGGAAUCUUUCAUGCGACGAUCGUAUGAUGCGACUGAAAGAAGGGUAUAUUAAAGAAGGCAGUACAGUUAGUGUGAUGGGUAUUGUCCAGAGGAACGACAACAUGGUGAUGAUCGUGCCUCCACCUGAGCCAUUUACCACUGGAUGCCAAUGGUCACAAUUUAUAUUUCCAGCAACUCUCGAUGGCAUUGUUUUGAGAUGCGAAGACACAUCCAAGAUCGAUGUAAUCCCUGUGUAACAGACUCGGCACGAACUCGUCCUCCUGUUCUCAGGCAAAUACACAGUUCGCUUUUUUAAUGUGAGAAGGUAAUAUCAAUGUUUCAUAGUGAUAAUAUGGUGCAAUGAGUUUGGUGAUUUAACAUGGAGAAGUGCGUUUUCUCCCUCUCGUUUUUGACUUUUUUUGUGUAUAGCUUGGAGAUAAUUCGUUAUUUUCAUGUUUUAUAAGGCUAUUGCCUCUGUAAUGGGUGGGGGAUUUCAUGUAGAUUUCGCGCUUUGAAGACAGACUAGACUGUCUCCAUGUUGUCAGUCAAGAAAGUCUUGGUAUUUACUGAGUA
Messenger RNA from Syzygium oleosum, 2399 nucleotides. RefSeq lists its product as uncharacterized. The transcript is spliced from 6 exons. Bases 638 to 2083 code for a protein of 481 amino acids. NCBI's taxonomy places the organism in Eukaryota, Viridiplantae, Streptophyta, Magnoliopsida, Myrtales, Myrtaceae. The record is from RefSeq and is a predicted model, not a curated record.